This is a messenger RNA of Cydia fagiglandana, 620 nucleotides long. Its product is annotated as probable RNA-binding protein EIF1AD. Gene Ontology annotation, cellular component: nucleus. The record is from RefSeq and is a predicted model, not a curated record. The coding region runs from base 146 to 601 and encodes 151 amino acids. The transcript is spliced from 3 exons. Gene Ontology annotation, molecular function: translation initiation factor activity; RNA binding. Gene Ontology annotation, biological process: translational initiation. Lineage: Eukaryota; Metazoa; Arthropoda; Insecta; Lepidoptera; Tortricidae.
AUCACUGCGUGUUUUUGAAUUAUCUACAUGAUUAUAAAUUAACUUGAUUUCACUUGUAAACUUAUAUGUUGUUUAGCCGAGAAAUAGCAAGAUACUAUUUAAACUCAAGCUAUUGUUACAGUGAUCAAUCAUCAUUGUUUGCAUCAUGUCGAAAGUUACUAAAAGGAAACAUGUGAUGAAUGAAGCUUUGUGGGACGAUUUUGAACUUCCGAAAGAGAACCAAAGCAUUGUCAAAGUUUUAAAAAGUAUGGGAAACAAUUUGCAUCAGAUAACUACACCAACCGGAGAAGAAUAUUUAGUGUCUAUGCCAAUAAAAUUCAGAAAAAAUAUAUGGGUAAAAAGAGGAGAUUACAUACUUGUGGAACCUAUUCUCGAAGGCAAUAAAGUGAAAGCAGAAAUAGUGAAAAUAAUGAAUAAAGACUCUAUUAAAUAUUAUAAAGAAAAUAAUGUAUGGCCUAAGGAGUUUGAAGACAGUAAAUGUGAUGUAAAACAAAACAAUGAUGAUGAUUUGUUUGAAAAUACAAAUAGAAAUAGGAUACAGUAUCAUAGUGAAUCUAGUGAGAACAGUUCAGACUCGGAGAGAAGUAGCAAUGAAGAAUAAAAAUAUAUUUGUUUAAAAA